Messenger RNA from Sphaeramia orbicularis (orbiculate cardinalfish), 7241 nucleotides. RefSeq names its product ubiquitin carboxyl-terminal hydrolase 32-like. Gene Ontology annotation, molecular function: cysteine-type deubiquitinase activity. Gene Ontology annotation, biological process: protein deubiquitination. NCBI's taxonomy places the organism in Eukaryota, Metazoa, Chordata, Actinopteri, Kurtiformes, Apogonidae. Gene Ontology annotation, cellular component: Golgi apparatus. The record is from RefSeq and is a predicted model, not a curated record.
GACUUCUAAAUGAGUUUAAAUCCAGAGAAAAAGACACUGAAUAUGAGAUUAACUGCAGAGUGUUUGAGUUACUUGCUGAAAUCACCUUGUCUCUCUCUUUGUGUGCCCUAGCAGGAAGUGUGCCAUCCCCCAAUGCCCCUCUGAAGAGGGUGUUGGCAUACACAGGCUGCUUCAGCCGCAUGGGCACCAUCAAAGACAUCCACCUGUACCUGUCCCAGAGGCUCCGCAUCAAGGAAGAAGACAUGAGACUGUGGCUGUACAACAGUGAGAACUACCUCACCCUCCUGGACGAUGAAGAUCACACACUUGAAAGUCUGAAGAUUCAUGAUGAGCAGCAGCUAGUGAUUGAAGUCAGGAACAAAGACAUGAGCUGGCCUGAGGAAAUGUCAUUUAUCGCGAACAGCAGUAAGAUGGACAGACACAAAGUCCCGACAGAGAAAGGAGCCACUGGCCUUAGUAACCUUGGCAACACCUGCUUCAUGAACUCCAGUAUCCAGUGUGUGAGCAACACCAAGCCUCUGACAGACUACUUCAUCUCAGGGAGACACCUCUACGAGCUCAACAGAACCAACCCCAUUGGGAUGCGAGGUCACAUGGCCAAGUGUUACGGUGAUCUGGUGAUGGAGCUAUGGAGUGGAACGCAGAAGAAUGUAGCUCCGCUCAAACUCAGGUGGACAAUAGCAAAGUACGCCCCACGCUUUAACGGGUUCCAGCAGCAGGACUCCCAGGAGCUGCUGGCCUUUCUGCUGGACGGACUCCACGAAGAUCUGAACAGAGUCCACGAGAAGCCAUACGUGGAGCUGAAGGACAGUGAUGGCCGUCCUGACUGGGAGGUGGCUUCUGAGGCAUGGGAGAACCAUCUACGCAGGAACCGCUCCAUCGUGGUGGAUCUGUUCCACGGUCAGCUCAAAUCCCAGGUCAAGUGUAAGACCUGCGGCCACAUCAGCGCUCGCUUCGACCCCUUCAACUUCCUCUCCCUGCCUCUGCCCAUGGACAGCUCCAUGCAUCUGGAGAUCACAGUCAUCAAACUGGAUGGAUCUACCCCUGUUCGAUAUGGCCUGAGGUUAAAUAUGGAUGAGAAGUACACUGGGCUGAAGAAACAGCUGAGUGAACUGUGCAGCUUGAAGCCUGAACAAAUCCUACUGGCUGAGGUUCAUACCUCCAACAUCAAGAACUUCCAUCAGGACAACCAGAAGGUCCGCCUAUCUGUCAACGGUUUCCUGUGUGCUUUUGAGGUCCCAGUGCCGGGUUCACCUACAUCACUUACUUCACCCACCCUGACCGAUAUCACUCCAAUAGCCAACGGCUCAGCUGCUAAUGGGCACCUGGGAAAUCAGCCCAUCCUUAUCCCCAACGGCGGACCCAACACCAUGGUGCCAUGCAGCCCAGACACGCCGCUGCCCAACGUCGCCAACGGACACGUCACACACCAGUGCAGGAGAGCCCAUUUCAUUGGGUACAUCAUUGCCAUGCACAGGAAGAUGAUGCGCACAGAGCUCUACUUCCUGUCAGCUCAGAAGAACAGGCCCAGUCUUUUCGGGAUGCCGCUCAUCGUUCCCUGCACUGUCCACACUAGUAAGAAGGACCUGUACGACGCUGUAUGGAUCCAGGUGUCCCGACUGGCCAGCCCAUUGCCACCACAAGAAGCCAGCAACCACGCCCAGGACUGUGAUGACAGUAUGGGUUACCAGUACCCCUUCACUUUACGGGUUGUGGGUAAGGAUGGCAACUCUUGUGCAUGGUGCCCCUGGUACAGGUUCUGCAGAGGCUGUACAGUAGAGUGUACAGAGGACAGAGCGUCUGUGGGAAAUGCAUACAUCGCUGUGGACUGGGACCCCACCGCUCUUCACCUUCGGUACCAGACCUCCCAGGAGAGGAUUGUGGAGGAGCACUGCAGUGUGGAGCAGUCCCGCCGGGCCCAGGCUGAGCCCAUCAGUCUGGACAGCUGUCUGAAGGCCUUCACCAGCGAGGAGGAGCUGGGAGAGGACGAGCUCUACUACUGCUCCAAGUGCAAGACCCACCGGCUGGCCACAAAGAAGCUGGACCUGUGGAGGCUGCCGCCCAUCCUGAUCGUCCAUCUGAAGCGCUUCCAGUUUGUGAACGGUCGCUGGAUCAAGUCUCAGAAGAUUGUCAAGUUUCCGCGGGAGAAUUUUGACCCCAGCGCCUUCCUGGCUCCCAGAGACCUGGAGCAGCACUGCCUCCACUCCCGCAGCGAGAGCGAAGAUCUGCUGAGGGUCGGUGAGGACAACCUGUCCUCCAUCUCUGCCCCGGCAGGAUUCUGCAACCUUCCCAAAGCUUCCCCUGCCUCGAGCAGGAAGUCAGCACCUUCUCUCAGCCGGACUAGCAGCCCCUCCGGUAGCCCUAAGACCGGCAGCGGGGGCCGCAGGCCCGGUAGACUGCGCCUCCCCCAGUUGGGCAGCAGACACCGCCUCUCCAACAGCAAGGAGAACCUGGACGGGGUGGCCAACCCUGAGGCUGAUCCGCGGGACAGCACACCACAGGCAGACACAGAGGCCAGCGCAGCGGCCGGGUCGGGCCCCCCUGUGUCAGCAGACGCACCGGGCUCAGAGUCCUCCUGUGGUACAGAGGCGUCCAGCAGCCACUGUGACGUGGUUCUGAUGAACGGCGACAGCAACGGACUGGGCUCCGACUGCAGCACAGAGGGCAGCACGGACCCUGACAGCUCACUGCUGCAGCACAGAGACAACAUGUGUCUGGACGCCAUCUACAACCUCUAUGCAAUAUCAUGCCAUUCAGGAAUCAUGGGAGGUGGCCACUAUGUGACAUAUGCCAAAAACCCCAAUGAGAAGUGGUACUGUUACAAUGACAGCAGCUGCAAGGAAGUGCACUCUGAGGAGAUUGACACUGACUCCGCCUACAUCCUGUUUUAUGAGCAGCAGGGUGUCAAUUACUCCCAGUUCCUGCCAAAGAUCGAUGGCAAGAAGAUGGCCGACACCAGUAGCAUGGACGAAGACUUUGAGUCCGACUACAAGAAGUACUGUGUCCUCCAGUGAUCACAUGUUGUCUUCCCAUCAGCCAGCACUAUGCCCGCUCGCCGCUUCUUCUUCUUCCUGCUUUUGUCGGCAGGCAGCACCAGACGCUCGGAUAACUUUGAUCACUACUCACAAACUGCAAAAGGCCGGAGUGGGACUGUGGCCUCUUUGCCCUUAGGGAAGUGUCGCAGCACUUUUUACACUUGAUCGUGACCAUGAAUUGGACGGUUUGCCCUGUCAACGAUGAAGCCCCGGUGAAAAGCACUAAACUGGUGCACUUUGCUGAGCCUGACGAAACAAAGAAAACCCUCAAGUCAUUUCUUCCCCUUUGUGAACAGCCAUCACCAUAACACACAUGUAAUAUAUACUCUCUCAUUUCUGAAUGUACGCCAGUGUGGCCAAGUCAUGAAAUGAUGUGGCAUUGUUAUUGUGAAUUUAUCACUUGAACGUUCACAGCUGUUGUUAACAUGUGAUCUGAAUAUCUGCAAGAGAAUGAAGACCACAGAUUUAAUGGCAGCUGGGAAUGUGAGGCCAACAUAUGGAUCCGACUGUCUUUUAAAUGCCAAGUGAAAACAAAGCCCAUGAGUUUUGGAGCCUGUCUCCCAGGUGAAGUUAAGAUGGUGUCAAAAAGGGCUGGGCGAUGUAGGCCAAAGUGGUAUGAAGAAAUGUUCAUAUCAGUCCAUACUGUUCAUUAUCACCAUAAAUGCCAAAUUAUCAUUUCAUUUAAGUGCAAACGCUGAUUUUUGGUUCUGAGUGAAAGUUGUAGAAAGCAGGGAAUUAUUUGUGGUUUUUAAAUUAUUUGUAAAAGACAUAACAAACAGAUGUAAAGACUCAGCAAGAUGGACGUGAUAUUUUAGACCGUGAGAUAAAAAUGAUGUGAAUGACUCAACCAGACAAAAGUGACAUAAAAGAUGCAAUGAGACAAAACCAAGGAGAAAAAAGACUCGGAGGUAAAAAAGACAGAAAAAUCUUGAUGAAAGUGACAUAAAAGACGCUAUGAGACAGAAACCAUGCAAAAAUAUUCAACAAGACAUAAGCAAUGGAGUGAGAUGAGAAUGAUGUCAAUGAUUCAAACAAAACAAUGUAAAAGGUUUGUCAAAGAUGAAAUGGACGAGCAUGGGGACGUUUAGAAGAUGUGGAAUUAUAGUGAUUAAACCUGUUUUCUGCUCCAGGACACAGAAGGUAGACUUAAAUUAAUUAAGAGUGCAAAGCACCGAACAAGUGUUUUCGCUGAAUAAAUAAAUCCUAAAAAUAAAUGUAUAUUGCAGCAGUGAUAUUUAUCACAAAGUACAAUUCUGUCCAUUGUUUUAUCGCCCAGCCUUCGAAUCUAACCUGUUUGGUUUAAGGUUAGGAUCCAACAGAUGGACACGGGUUGGAUACUCUGACCCACUUUUAAAAAACGGUUCUCCAAAGGUUUUAUUUGCGCUUCUCUUCAGCCAUAGUGUCACUAGUCAACAAAAAAUAUAUAUAUAUCUCAUAUGCUACCUCAUCCAUUCCCUGUCGGCCAACUGUUCCCUAAACAUCUGUGACAGUAUUAAUAAUAAGAAGAAAUGCUUCCUAAUAGGAGACCUGGUGGACACAUUUCAGCAAAACAUUUCUCUUCCCCUGUCAGGAAUUCAUGCCUGAUGACGACAUGAAACGAGGCAUUUCUGCCGAACUGUUUUCUUUCACAGCUGCCAAAUAUCAGUGGUGAUUUGUGCAAUGUUGACCAGCAAGUACCCACAAUUCUCUGCAACUCAACAGUUCGAGUAAGAAUCUGGAUUAGUUUAGAGCAGGUGCCAUUAUUUCAAAAGAGAAAAAGUUUUUUUUAAUUACACAGAUGCAUUAUUUUACAAAGGAUUUAUUUUAUUGUGGGGUUUUUUAAUAUUAUUUUUUCAAUUUUGUUGUUAAAAAGCUGAGGGGAGAGUUAUCAGGAGUUACAGCCAGAGGUUUAUGUCCUUAACACUGUCACAGCCUUUCACAUACUGUUCAUGCCCCAGAGAUGAAAUCAAAACAAAUGGACAAAAAUGGGGAUUUCAUAGACCACAAAGACCCCAGGUUCAGUCUGUAAUGAGGGAACACUGCUACAGCCAUGUAUUAAGGACUCUGUCGGCUAAAAGAAAAAAUGUGGAGUCGUGGGAAAAAAGUAAAUGGAUCAGAAAUGUGAAAAUUCUCUGAGAUCCUAAAAUCGUACAUUUAUGAGAUAAAAACAAAAAAAUAGUCUGAGAUUAAAUUCUCAAAUGUACAAAAAAUGCAGAUAUUAUGUCAAAUUCAAGCCAUGAAUUUUCAAGAAAAAAAGCCGUAUUGUUUCUGACAUAUGUGAUGAGUAAUCACAUUUACAGUCACAUAUUCAUGAGAAGGAUAAAAAAAACUAGAUUACAGGAAAAAAAAACUCGAAAGAAUGAAUUCUCUGCAACAAAGUCACAAAUUUACAAAAUAUCAAAAAAACUUGGACAUUUAUGGGACAGAAUUUGUAUGUUCACUGACACAAAGUUGGCAAAAAGUCAGAAAAAAACACAGUUUGGAACUUGGAAAAAAUAAUGUUUUAGUGACUUUAAUCUUUGAGAAUUUUAGUUUUUUCCCCCCUUAGUCUUUUUUUUUCCUGCAGUGGCUCUAAUACAGCCAUAAUGCACAUCAAAUACAGUAUGUGAAAUAAAAGGGUCUUGAAGGUGACUCCUGCAUAAUUGCCAAAUUUUAUGGAACUUUUAAGGUGAUAUUACACAUGUAUGGUACACAUAAAUAUGUGUUCACAAACUACAAACUGGUGAAAUACCAAAAUUAAAUCCUCUCUCACUAGUGAAUAACUUGUGGUAAUUUCUGGAAGGGCCCUAAAGUGUAACUGUAAAGGCACUGCGUUACCUUGGUCAUUUUAAGCUAAUUAUCUGGACCGCUGGCGUAAUUUAACAUCAUUUCUUUACAAAUGUGUUUUAUUUUCCAGUAUAUGAAAGACAGAAUAUUCACUUCGAGCUGUGUAUUCAGAGAUUUCUCUUGAAACUCAAGAGAAACUCAACUUACUCUGGCAAAUAUUGAGUGGUUUUAGAGAAAGCAUUAGAGCUGAUACCUGAUGUAAAUGUCCUGUUUGUGUGUAACCAAAGCUUCAGUUACUGUACAUGUGAAAGUGCACAGCGCUGAGUCCAGCACUCGACCCAUCCCUGUCGUCGUCCUGUUUCAUGCAGACUUCCUGUUGGUCCUUUUAGCUGAAGGACUGCUCGCUGGUGUUGCGGUUGCUUUGGUAUCCGCUGCAUGUGUAGCAGUGCGGUGUGUGGACAUUCUCCUCUUUUCAGGGGCUCGGUCUAAUCACUGUGAACAGACUGCAGACGUUUAGCGGCUCCUGAACACUUUUCUGCCACUAUGUCUUCUAGAUCACAGGAGGAUGCAUCUGUGUUCACUUGUUUUUUUCUUUUUAGCUGCUGUAUUUAUGAAGAGGAGCCGGUCAUUCCGGAUGUUUUUGGAGAAAUUUGUCACUGAAUGGAACUUUAUUUUCCUUUUGAGAGUACGUUUGUUGAACAAAUGGAAAUGUACAGAUGAGUGCUAUUUAUGUUGGCUUCUUGCUCAGCUUCUUCGUCCUCCCUCCCUUUGCUUUCCAUCCACUGUAGACCAUCUCCAGUUUGUGUCUGUGCUUGAAACAUCAUCACACGGCUCAAAGGGAAAGUGUCUGAAGACCCCUCAUUACAUUUGCUUAAUUUGAAGGUGCAAUAGCUGUCAAGUCAUGCCCCCCCCCCCCCCCCCCCCCCCUUUUCUGGCUGGUGAAUGUGCCCUGUAACAACUACUCCUACUAGCAAAAAUAGACAUUAAAUGUUAGCACAAAUUUUGUAACCUAGAUUGAAACUAAACGGAGCUUGGACGCUGAAACGGGCUUCAUUUCAGACUUGUUUCCUGUAAAACCACAGGGCUGAAACAUUUAGCCCCUUCUUUCCUCUUCGAGCCCCACCUCACAAAACUAGUUUGGAGUGUCGGCAGGCAGUGCAAUCUACUACUGAGCUGUCGGUGUGUGUAGCCUCUUUUUAUUUAAGUUCGUUUCUGUCCGAUCUGAACCAGACGUGUUAAUUUAAUGAACCUUUUUGUAAGGUGUUUGUUGAAAGAAAGUGACAUUGCACUGACAUGAAAACAUGUACAUAGAAUAAUGUGUUUUGUAAAUAAGCCAAUGAAAGCUAUGUAUUUGAAUAUGAACUGUACAAAAUCCUGUACUUGUAGUUGUAUAUGGAGUGAUACUGUUGAUCUGUAACAAAUACCCAAGCAACAAAUUAAAUUCUGCAGAGGAAACGAUAA